AUGCUGCUACUGUAUUGUCAACUACUUGCUUAUGUCAUCUUCGAUCAGUGUGGUUCAGUCGCCUCAAAACCAACCAGAGCUUUUGAAUUCAUGAAAAAAGAGAACGUAAGAGGAAAAGGAAAGUUGAAAUACAAUUUUUUCGAUCCAUCGGAAACAGCGGCAGAGGUCAAUGAAGAAGAUGAGAAGGACAUGGUCGACAAACUUCUCAACUUUUCGCCUGCCAACUUCAAACCUGUUCAAGUCACACAUGCUGUACCAUUUCUUUUCGAUCAGAAGCCCAGAGAAGCGGACGAAGUAGUGGACAAAUGGACAAUCGCCUUGCUCAUUUUGCUGUUCGGAGUGGUAGUGGCUGUCUUGUUUCUCAUCAUGUAUUCCAUUUGUCUCCUGUCUGAUUCACUGCCGGUCGUUGUCCUGACUAUGGCCAUUAUUUUAUUCAUUGCCGGCUCUGUUAUAUCUUUGCUGUGGUUUUUUAAAAUCGUUUGA
Helobdella robusta is the source of this 483-nucleotide messenger RNA. RefSeq lists its product as hypothetical. The record is from RefSeq and is a predicted model, not a curated record. The transcript has 3 exons. Lineage: Eukaryota; Metazoa; Annelida; Clitellata; Rhynchobdellida; Glossiphoniidae. The coding region runs from base 1 to 483 and encodes 160 amino acids.